Messenger RNA from Chenopodium quinoa (quinoa), 1041 nucleotides. RefSeq names its product glutathione S-transferase-like. The coding region runs from base 114 to 758 and encodes 214 amino acids. Lineage: Eukaryota; Viridiplantae; Streptophyta; Magnoliopsida; Caryophyllales; Amaranthaceae. Gene Ontology annotation, molecular function: glutathione binding; glutathione transferase activity. Gene Ontology annotation, cellular component: cytoplasm. The transcript is spliced from 3 exons. The record is from RefSeq and is a predicted model, not a curated record.
AUCAUUUAAUUAAACGACUCAAAUUAUCUCAUUGAUAAUUUUUUGAGUAAAAUUAUUGAUUGCCUACUUCAUCUAUUUACUUUUCUCUUUAUCUAGCUAAUUAAGCCAUAGCCAUGGGAGUCAAGGUUUACGGGAUCCCUCACUCAACCGCCACUCUUCGAGUUUUAGCCGCGAUUCAUGAGAAGGAGCUUGAGUACGAAUUGGUCCCCGUCGACUUGAGAUCCGGUGCUCACAAGCAAGAACCUUUUAUUUCCAUCAACCCAUUUGGACAAAUUCCAGCUUUUGAAGAUGGAGAUCUAACGCUAUUUGAAUCAAGGGCAAUAACAAAAUAUAUUGCAUACACCAACGAAGGCAAAGGAACCUCGCUUAUAUCAAAACAAGGAAAGGAAAUGGCUAACUUAGCCGUGUGGAUGGAGGUCGAGGCUCACCAAUUUGAUCCAGUGUCUACCAAACUAUCAUGGGAGCUAGUUUACAAGGGUUUUUUCGGUAUGGAAAUUGACAAUGCUGUUGUCGAGGAGAACGAGGCUAAGUUGGCUAAGGUCCUUGAUGUUUAUGAGGUACGUUUGGCCAAGUCCAAGUACCUAGCUGGUGACUCGUUCACUUUAGCUGAUCUUCAUCACUUGCCUGGAUUUCAAUACUUAAAUGGUACAAAAGUGAAGCAUUUGUUUGAUGAACGUCCUCAUGUGAGUGCUUGGUGCAAGGAUAUCUUAGCUAGACCUGCUUGGGAAAAGGUUAUGGCUUUGCAGAAACAAGCUUGAAAUGUAUGAUUAAUGUUAUCGCGAUUUUAACUACUCUUUCCCUAAUGUACGUGAUAAUUAUUGUAAUGUGUACCAUGUUAAAUUGUAUGCUUGGUGUGUUACUUUAUGUGAGAUUUUGUUCUUUAUUUUUUUUUUCUUGGUAAUGGCGUCGAAAAUAAAAAUGUUGACCCUAAAUGAAAGUUUUGUGCAUUAUAAUCAUGUACUGUAUUAGGAGAAUGCAUCCUACACAAAGGUCUUGUUAUUUGAGUACUUAUAUUACAAUACUUUUAGUUGUUUGUUUUGA